Molecule: messenger RNA, 882 nt
Organism: Enterobius vermicularis (human pinworm)
Lineage: Eukaryota; Metazoa; Nematoda; Chromadorea; Rhabditida; Oxyuridae
Source: the annotation of a GenBank genome assembly
AUGUGUAAAGCGUCAGAAGGCUGCUGGAGUGAACGUCAGCGCACAACCCUGCUUUCCGACGGAACAGUUGCUGCCGUAUACAGUUUUCGUUAUCCGUCUUACUGUAUCGUCGAUUAUCAUAGGUUUCCAGAAGAAAAAAAUGAUUGCUGCUUAUUCUUUACUGCUGAAGAAGAACCACAGUAUUUGCUUUUUGAUGUGACAGCAAAAAGUAAGACAGUGCUUGACAGGUUGGUUCCGGUUAAAUCAAGCGAUGCAGUACUUUCUAUCUCUCAUGAAAAUUCCGCUUGGACUGUUGAGGUAAAAAAAGAAGUUUUCAAAACAGUGGGAGGAUUUAGACCUCAACUGCUUCGGAUCUGUGUUCAUGCUGUAAAGCGAAUGGGGACCCUUCGAACCGCAAUCAGAUUCCCAAUUACUAUUGCAACAAUGGUGAUGUUGGUAUCACCUCUUUUUGGAGACCUCCGGACACAAAUUUUUGUUAAACUUUUCACGUUGUUCCUACAAACAAUAUCUUUUAUUUACUUAUGUGCAAUGGCUCCUACAAACGGCUUUGAAGGAACGAAACCAAGAAUAUAUACAUUCUUUGAAACUUUGUUCGUAUUGACAUGGGUUAGCAUGAUCUUAAGUUUACUAGCACUGGCAUUAUGUCGUAUUCGAAGAACAAUUCCACCGUCUCAUAAACUUUUUCUAGUCGCCAAAAUGGUUAAUCGAAUUGUCUGUUGUGUCGGUGAAGACUUCGGCGAUUCUACCUCGCAACGAAAUUUGGAAAAUCCUGGUCCAGAUUAUACGAUCGAGUGGCAGCAUAUAUAUAUUGCAACAAAUAAUCUAUUUUCUUUUAUCGCUUUUGUCGUUUUUGUUUUUAUUGCUAUUUUUGAAAUCUUCUAG